This is a messenger RNA of Colias croceus (clouded yellow), 2668 nucleotides long. It is a transcript of the gene Swt1, whose product is annotated as transcriptional protein SWT1. The transcript is spliced from 12 exons. Lineage: Eukaryota; Metazoa; Arthropoda; Insecta; Lepidoptera; Pieridae. Bases 80 to 2476 code for a protein of 798 amino acids. Gene Ontology annotation, cellular component: nucleus. The record is from RefSeq and is a predicted model, not a curated record. Gene Ontology annotation, molecular function: protein binding.
AUUGACAAAAUAAUUUUUAACAGAAACAAUUCGCAAGCUGAAAAUUUCCAAGUUCUUUAAAAUUUCACUUUUGUGAGCAAUGAGCUCUAAAAAGUCGAAUAAUGAUAAACUUCCUGAAGGUUGGGUUCUAUGUUCCUCUAAAUCUAAUCCAGGCAGAAAGUAUUACUUUAAUAAAAAAACGGGUAAAUCUUCAUGGACGCAACCUCAGUCCUCGAGCAGCCCCGAUAAGAAAAUGACUAAAAAGGAGAAACAUAAACUCGCAGAAAGAAAAAAGAAAGAACAAGCCAGUAAAAAAUGUUGCAAAAGGAAAAGUGAUGGAGAUGCAGAUAAUUCCAUAAAGCGAAAAUAUCCGGAACCAAAAGAACAAAGAAGAGAAUCAAUUUUUCCUAAAAAAGAAAUUCCCAUUGAAAAGCCACACACAGCUACAAGCGAGAAACAAUCACCACAAAAAUGUCAUGAUAAUUCCAAUUAUUCAAAGAGUACUCCCACCAAAAGCACAGAUUCUUCAAAGAAACUCAAAAAGAAUAUAGCUAACACAAGGCUUUCCCAUCUCAGAGCUAGGUUAUCAAAGGAAGCUGAAAAUGAAGAAGUUACAAGCCCCUCGCCAUCCAAAAAGAAGGCUUGUACAAAUGAAUCUAAGUCCAAGUGUGAUAAGAGCCCCACAAAUGAUUCCAAAUUGAAUCAAUCGCCAAACAAUGACAGUCUACAUUCAAUUCCCUCCCCCUCGCAGUUCUUUGCAGCUAAUAAAAUUAUUUCUUCAAUGAAAGCGCAGUUGCCCGAAGAGUAUUGUAACAAGGAUAAACAAAAGGACACAUUUGCUGAUAUAGAGAAGGGGAUAUGCAGUCAGACACCAGAAUAUCCAUUUUCCAAACACCCAGCCACUCCACCACAGUUUUCUGAAGCUAGCAAACUUGUGUCUGCUAUUAAGUCGAAGCUUGCGUAUAAAGUUUCAACGCCAAAAGACACAAAGACAUAUACGUCAGCUAAAGACAGGAUGGAGGCCCUGAGAGCUAAUUUGAGUUCAGAUUUAGAGUCAGACACUUCUUUUAAUAAGACAAAUGAUUCUUUUUUUAACAGUAGUGAUCAGAUCAGAUCGGAUAGAAGUUGUAAUUCCGAGGCAAUGGACGUUGAGGAUUUUAGGGAGGUUAAAGAAAACACACCAAUGAGAUCACAAUCAAAUAGAGAUGACAGCAAUGUGGUUCUUGUUGUUGACACAAAUAUAUUUAUACAUGAACUGGAUACUAUAAAGGAUGUGUUGAAUUCACAUUUAAAAGGUUAUAAAGAACAACCAACAUUACUAGUGCCAUGGAGGGUCAUUAAUGAACUGGACCGUCUCAAAGAUAACAAUAAUGGCAAUGGAGCAGUCUGUAAAAGAGCAAAAGCUGCUAUGGACUAUCUGUAUAAGUCGUUGCCGGAAAAUAACAGAAUUAAAGGACAGUCCCUGCGUGACGCGAAUUCUCACAUCUAUCCGUGCGAAAUUCCAGACGACGAGAUAUUAAAUUGUUCACUGCAACAAGUUGAGCGCGGCAAAAAUGUGCUGCUGGUCACAAACGACAAGAACCUGUGCAACAAGGCGCAGAUAAACGGCGUGCGGCACAUGGGCGUGGUCUCUAUUGUAGCGCUGCUCGAGCGGCAGCCGCAGCCCGCCGCCGCGGAGCUGCACGCGGCCUUCCUGCGCGUGCGCGACGCCGUGUACCCGCUGCUGGCCAACAUACUGGAGAACGAAAUGCGUGCAAAAUACGACAAUCUCUGGCAGCACGUGCUAUUCAAAGCUCCUCCCUGGACGCUAGACGACGUAUUACAGUGUCUCCUGAAGCACUGGAUAGCGGUGUUCAACGAAGUGUUCCCGAGGAUCGAGCAGCUCAUCACCGACCUGAGGAGAAGCCUGAUAUCGCUGCAGAGUAAAGACCCAAAAACUAUCACGCAAUCAGAAGUGACAACUUUCAAAGAACUAUGCAUAGACGUAGCUCGUCGUUGCCAAAUCAUUCCCGAAUACAUGCAACUGGCCAAGACAUGUGUGGAGCGAUUGUUGCGCGACAGUUGCGAAGAGGACAACACAGAUGCUGUUGUUGAUGUGUUUGAAGACGUUUGGACUGUUUGUUCGAGUUAUUGUGCUAAACUGGCGACAUCGGUGGGCGUGACCCACAACAUAGAGGACAAGAUACCAGGCGAGGAAUGUUUGCAAACACUCACGUCGAAAUGGAGUCUCUUCGCUGGCAACAUUGACGCGAUCGCACACGCUAUUUAUGGUGUGCUAAGCAGUGAUGAGAACAGUCCCAGCAUGGAAGAAGCCCUGAUAACCCUGGAAAGGGCGUUCAGGGAGGUUUUAGGGUCUACGGGAGUGAACAAAACUGUGGGAAAACAGGAGCUAAGGGUGUUUUGUACUAAAUGCAGAAACAUGCUUCAAGAAGCGUCGAGUAAAUUCUCACAACUGAGUGACCUGCUAGCUAUAUGUAACAAUAGAUUAUCCAAUUAGUUUUGUUCUAAGUACAGUCGCAGACAAAAGUGUUUUUAUAUUAUAAAUAAUAAAUAUUUUUUAAUUCGUUGAAAAAAAUGUGCUUGGUAAUGGUAAGUGGAAUGUAUUUUUUUUAAUUAUAAUGUAUUUUCUUACGCUUGUAUUUCGUAUAUUUUUUACAUGCUUUGGGGUAAUUUUGAAUAUAAAUAUUGU